Exaiptasia diaphana is the source of this 1127-nucleotide messenger RNA. RefSeq names its product adhesion G-protein coupled receptor D1. The transcript is spliced from 5 exons. NCBI's taxonomy places the organism in Eukaryota, Metazoa, Cnidaria, Anthozoa, Actiniaria, Aiptasiidae. Gene Ontology annotation, biological process: adenylate cyclase-activating G protein-coupled receptor signaling pathway. Gene Ontology annotation, cellular component: membrane. The coding region runs from base 57 to 434 and encodes 125 amino acids. Gene Ontology annotation, molecular function: G protein-coupled receptor activity. The record is from RefSeq and is a predicted model, not a curated record.
UUAUAGCGGUCAACCUCGUUAUUCUUAUUCUGGUAUUAAGAGUUACUGCUACUGUUAUGAUCAAAGACGAAACACAAAACAACUCAAACAAAUCACUGAUCAAAGCAUGCAUUACGCUACUACCUAUCCUGGGAUUAACGUGGCUCUUUGGCGUCUUGGCUAUCAACAAUAAAACCCUCGUGUUUGAGUACUUGUUUUGUAUCUUUAACUCCUCUCAAGGUCUUCUUAUCUUUUUGUUUUACUGCAUUGGAAGCUCUGAGGUACGAAGAGAGUGUAAAAGAAAGUUACACAACUAUGAAACAAAACGAAGUCUUCGCAAUAGUUCAAAUGGUCAKUUCAAACCAAACAAACAGAACAACAGUAACUGUGGGAAAAUAACCAGGAGUGCAGAACUGAUAAGCCAACGUGAUGUUAAUGAUGAUACUCGAUUAUAAUUCACACCACAUUCAGGUAUGAAACACUGCUUAUAUUACCGUCAGCCAGCCACUAAUAUCAGAAAAUAUUGACAUCCAUUUGACAAGACAYAGCCAACGCUACUACACCAUACUGUUUUGGAUCCAUCAUAUUGUUUCUUGUGGUAAAAUAUCGUUUGCCUAUUGACACUUGAUAAGUUUAUGACCAUGAUUGCGUCAAGCAGCGGGCUUGGUAGUUUCCUAUUGGUUAAUUACAACAUCUGCCUCAUUGGUUGGUCGUYAAUCACUAUCUGAUUGGUUCAACUUCUGCAUGUGAAGAGAGUGCGCUGAUCUCAUUGGUUGAUUUAUCACAGCAUCUCUGAUUGCAGGCUCAUUGCCUUUAAGUGGGAAAUAUGCGUUUGGCUGCGGCUGCUUUUAUCUGAUUGAUUUCUUAUCUUCAAACACCAAGUUUCGAACUGGUUGUCUGUAUACGAACGACAUUACCGCUGACUUACAWGCAUCGCUUUUGAAAAAAGCUUGUAAAAUAUUUUUCAUCUUGCAACAACUUCACAUUAAAACUUCACAUUGUGCGUCUAUUCCUAUGGAACACUCCGUACUUUUUCGUGUUUUGUAUUUCUCAGCUAUCCACAUACGUUUAUAUAGCCUUAUGACUUAUACUGACCUGAACGAAGAUAUCCGGCAUUGAAUUAAAGACUGAAGAGAAAAUGGAGGUCA